Cyclopterus lumpus (lumpfish) is the source of this 2299-nucleotide messenger RNA. RefSeq names its product ranBP-type and C3HC4-type zinc finger-containing protein 1-like. The transcript is spliced from 9 exons. Bases 243 to 1565 code for a protein of 440 amino acids. Gene Ontology annotation, biological process: positive regulation of canonical NF-kappaB signal transduction; protein linear polyubiquitination; proteasome-mediated ubiquitin-dependent protein catabolic process. The record is from RefSeq and is a predicted model, not a curated record. Gene Ontology annotation, molecular function: ubiquitin binding; ubiquitin-protein transferase activity. Gene Ontology annotation, cellular component: LUBAC complex. NCBI's taxonomy places the organism in Eukaryota, Metazoa, Chordata, Actinopteri, Perciformes, Cyclopteridae.
GGACAUAAAUAAAAGACGUACCGCCGUACUUCCUGUUUUGUUUUUUCGUUCUCUCCGGUCCACUCGGGUCGGGUAGAUAUGGAAGAAUUCUCAGGUCGAGGAGACAACGACAGCCUGCCCGUGAAGAAACGCGCUGUCCUCAGACACCGGUGGACCGUAUAAACCAAACGGAAGCAGCGGGCAGCAGCAACACCCGCCGCGGGGCUUCCGGCGUCCUCUCCCCGUACUCUGGUGUCCGCGACAUGGCACUCAGCUCCGGCGGCUGGGCUCCCCCAGCCCCGGUGCCUGCCUCGUCCCAACAGGCUGCGUGCGGCGGUCCCGCGCUGACGUCGUGCUGCAGCACCGUUUUAAUGUCGGUCCGGGUCUCGGUGUGCCACUCCGGGAUCCGGCCCCUGUGCCUCCCCGGAGCGGGCAGCGAGGCUCUGCGCCUCCAGCUCAGCAUGGACCCGAGCCGGGCCGGAGAGUUCCGACUGGCGCUGCGAGACACGAGCGGAAACCGCAGUGUGUUCAUCGCAGAGUUUGACCUUCGCUCGGUGCAGUACGAGGUCAAAUCUCCUCGCUGCCACGAGAUGCGUCUCGCCGCGCCGCCCCACGACUGCAUCCGCUUCAACUUCCGCUGCGACCGCGAAGCCGAGGAGUGGGCCACGGUGGUGAUGUCCUCCCUGAGGGAGGCACACAGAGUUGCAAACAUCAACACGUGUGAAUCAGAAGCCAGACUCAACGACGCGGCGGCCACGGAGCAGCGGAGCUCGGCCUCGCUGCCGCUCACCGAGGAGCUCUGCUUGGAGCUCGCCAGGGCGAUUGAAGCCGGUGACGCUCGGGCCGCCUCGCAGCACGCGUCCGCUCUGGCUCGGCAGAAAGCGGCGCUGACGGUGCAGCUGUCCGAAAAGAACUACGCGGAGGGAGCCAUCGGUUUAUCCGUGGUCGUGGAGGACGUGUCGUCGUCUUGUUGCGUCACCGUGAAAGUCUUUCCUUUCAUGACCGUGGCCGCCCUCAAGCAACAGGUGUUCCUCGAGUACGGUUUCCAUCCUCGCGUGCAGCGCUGGGUGAUCGGUCAGUGCUUGUGCACCGAGCCGAGGUCGCUGGCCUCCUACGGGGUGCAGAAGGACGGCGACACGGCGUACCUCUACCUGAUCUCCGCCCGGCAGGCCCGCGUCACCCGCCAGCUGUUCCAGCAGGACCUGGAGAGCGCCCUCCUCGCCCCGCCUCUCCCUUCGGGCAACGGCCCCACCUCCCAGGACUGGAGGGGUUACAGCACCCUGCCCUCCAGGCUGGCCCACAACAACCAGGGGAGCACAGGGGGAGGAAGCGACCGACCGGCUGAUUUAAAAGAUGUCCUCGACAUUGAGAAUCUGCAGCUGAAUGAUCAUACCAAUAAAGCCAGUAAAGCACAGCAGACUGAGUGGGCGUGUCCCUCAUGCACUUUCAUCAACAAGCCGUCCCGUCCAGGCUGCGAAAUCUGUGCCACGGCCAGACCGGACGCGCACAUCCAGCAGGAGAGAGGGAGGCGAGAGGAUCGAGGAGAGUCCGGUUUAAGCAGCAGCAGCAACAGCAGCAGCAGCUGACUGCCCCACCGUCACUUGUCGGGUCGACCAUGUCUCACUCACACACACACACACAAACACAGAGUGAGGAUGCUAAAGAAGAAAAUACUCCCAUAAAGACUGUCGAGUGCACUGAGUCCUGUAGCAUGACGCAGAGCUGCACGGGUCGAAGGCUCAGACGAUGGACUGCAGACCGAGAGCUUCAGCUUUGACCGGUUACGAGGAAAAAAACAAACAUCCAUCUGAAUUGGGCCAGACCUGCUUUUGUUAUUUAUUUUACAGGUUUUGUGUGUGUGUGUGUGUGUGCUCAAACGUGACAGACAACCUAAUAUUUAUUUUUAGGCGAGAGAGAUGAAGUUUCCUUCCUGCAUUCGCAGCUGAAGUCGAGGGAAUGUCAUACUUUCCGUUUCCGUCUACAGUGAAGCGAGAGGAGCGGUGACGCCGUGUGCAAUACCCCGUUGUGUUUUAGUGUCAUCUGCCAAAAUAAUGUUGGCGGCGCGAAAAGGAAGAAAUAAGGCGUUGGCUGACGAGAGACGGUGUUGAGUUUACAGGGUUGUCAAGUGCUUUUAUUUUUUUAUAACAUUGUAUCGAGUGUAUUGUUUUUGACGAGAUGCGUUGAGUACUUAAUGUUCAUUUUACCAGUUUCUCUAGUUUUACUCAAUUCCCUGUGAGCUGUGCCAGCAAUGGAAUGAUGUUUUCAGUAUGUAUUACUGUAAAAACUUUCAUCAGCCAAAUAAACAUAAUGGAAAAUAACA